UCACGGGGGGAUGUGGGCAUGCGUGAUAGCGAACGUCAACCCCGUUGCUUUACGAGAGGCGAAAUCCCUCCAUGCGAAGAGGACCUGUUAAAAAGCCCGUCGGAGGAACACUAGACGCUCACCUCGGAAGGACCGGGAGCAAAGACUCCUCCUCGCUGCUGCCCGUUCUCCUCCGGCUACAAGUGUAGGCUAAGGCUACCCCCCCCACCCACCGCCUUAACAACACCAACCCACGGGGACGAGCCGACGGACGCAACCGAGAAAGGAAGUGAGCUCCUCGUCUCAUUCAUCGGGCAGAUGCUCCCAGCCGCCCAGCUUGACAGGAGUGAUGGGAUGUGUCAACUAGAUGAGGCAGUCCCGGAUGAUGUAAUCGGGCCGACGGAUUCGUCUACAGCGUUCACACAAGAGGGAGACCGAGGCGGGACAGACAAGGACAACAUCCAAGACGCAAGGAUGGGCGUGGGAAAGAAUACCAGCACCAAGUCGACUGACGGUAGCAGCGAGGCAGGGAAAUUGGAAGAGGAGAGCAAGCCUGGCGGCGAUUUCUACCCUAUACCGGUGGUGGUGAACGGCGUGGGGGGGGCCAACGGAGACCAAGACACCGAGAACACUGAGCUGAUGGCCGUCUACAGUAAAGAGAAUCAAGGAGCAGAAAAGAGCUCAAUGUGUGAGACAUUUGACAGCACCGACAGCUCUGACGCCAGGAGGAUGGACAUGAUCUAUACCAUUGAAGACACCCCACCCUGGUACCUGUGUGUGUUCCUGGGCCUACAGCACUACUUGACGUGUUUCAGUGGAACUAUCGCUGUGCCGUUCCUCCUCGCGGAGGCCAUGUGCGUCGGCUUCGAUCAGUGGGCCACCAGUCAGCUCAUCGGGACCAUCUUCUUCUGCGUGGGGAUCACCACCUUGCUCCAGACCACACUGGGCUGCAGGUUGCCCUUGUUCCAGGCCAGCGCCUUCGCCUUCCUCGCACCAGCCAGAGCCAUCCUGUCCCUGGACAAAUGGAAGUGCAAUAACACAGAGGUUUCACUAUUCAACAGCACGCAGCUGCUCAACACCGAGCACAUCUGGCACCCCAGGAUACGAGAGAUCCAAGGGGCCAUCAUCGUGUCGUCCCUGGUGGAGGUUUGCAUCGGAGCGCUGGGUCUGCCCGGGCUCCUGCUGAAGUACAUCGGACCCCUGACCAUCACCCCCACAGUGACGCUCAUAGGCCUCUCUGGUUUCCAGGCGGCGGGCGAGAGGGCAGGAAAACACUGGGGCAUCGCUAUGCUGACUAUCUUCUUGGUGCUGCUCUUCUCUCAGUACGCCAGAAACAUUCAAUUCCCGCUGCCGGUCUACAAAGCCAAGAAAGGCUGGACGUUCUACAGGCUGCAGGUCUUCAAAAUGUUCCCUAUCAUCAUGGCCAUCUUGGUGUCAUGGCUUCUGUGUUUCAUUUUCACCGUGACUGACGUUUUCCCGCCGGAAGUGGGCAAGUAUGGCCACUACGCCCGCACCGACGCCCGCCAAGGAAUCAUCGCAGCGGCUCCCUGGUUUAAGGUCCCAUAUCCCUUCCAGUGGGGGUUUCCAACGGUGACGGCUGCUGGUGUGAUCGGCAUGAUGAGCGCCGUGGUGGCCAGCAUCAUCGAAUCCAUCGGAGAUUACUACGCCUGUGCGCGUCUCGCCUGCGCGCCUCCCCCUCCGAUCCACGCCAUCAAUCGGGGAAUAUUUGUAGAGGGUAUUUCCUGUGUCCUGGAUGGUCUUUUUGGGACAGGAAAUGGCUCAACCUCCUCUAGUCCAAAUAUAGGCGUCAUGGGGAUCACUAAGGUGGGCAGCCGACGUGUGAUCCAGUAUGGCGCCGCCAUGAUGCUGAUGCUGGGGCUCGUGGGUAAAUUCAGCGCCCUGUUUGCCUCCCUCCCCGACCCUGUGCUGGGAGCUCUGUUCUGCACCCUGUUUGGUAUGAUCACCGCGGUGGGACUCUCCAACCUGCAGUUUGUCGACCUCAACUCCUCCAGGAACCUCUUUGUUCUGGGUUUCUCAAUCUUCUUUGGGCUGAUGCUGCCGAGCUACCUCAAACAGAACCCCCUGGUCACAGGCAUAGUCGAGAUUGACCAGGUCUUGAACGUGCUCCUCACCACUGCCAUGUUCGUCGGAGGCUCCGUGGCCUUCGUUUUGGACAAUACUAUCCCUGGCACCCUCGAGGAGCGAGGCGUCAAGAAGCUGAAACGUGGCGCCGGUCUCAGCGCUGCAGAGCUGGAGGGGAUGCGAUCCUACGACCUGCCGUUCGGAAUGGACUUCAUCCGCAGACACCAGUUCUUCAAGUACCUCCCGAUCAGCCCCACCUUCCAAGGCUACCAGUGGGGGCGGAUGAAGGAGGCUUGCAGGAGGAGGCCGGGACAUGGGGAUGCAGCAAAGGGGGGUGGAGGAGCGGGAGGGGAGGAUGUGAUCAUAUCGAUCAAGGAUUAUGCAAAAUGUCUGCAGCGGACCGUUUGCCACUAG
Messenger RNA from Pungitius pungitius (ninespine stickleback), 2475 nucleotides. It is a transcript of the gene slc23a2, whose product is annotated as solute carrier family 23 member 2. Gene Ontology annotation, molecular function: transmembrane transporter activity. Gene Ontology annotation, biological process: L-ascorbic acid metabolic process; transmembrane transport. The transcript is spliced from 17 exons. The coding region runs from base 298 to 2475 and encodes 725 amino acids. Lineage: Eukaryota; Metazoa; Chordata; Actinopteri; Perciformes; Gasterosteidae. Gene Ontology annotation, cellular component: membrane. The record is from RefSeq and is a predicted model, not a curated record.